Messenger RNA from Miniopterus natalensis, 577 nucleotides. RefSeq names its product LSM8 homolog, U6 small nuclear RNA associated (gene LSM8). Gene Ontology annotation, biological process: mRNA splicing, via spliceosome. Gene Ontology annotation, cellular component: U6 snRNP; precatalytic spliceosome; U4/U6 x U5 tri-snRNP complex. Gene Ontology annotation, molecular function: mRNA binding. The record is from RefSeq and is a predicted model, not a curated record. Lineage: Eukaryota; Metazoa; Chordata; Mammalia; Chiroptera; Miniopteridae.
GGAACUCUCGCGAUAUUUGCCGGGCGCUGCCGGUGGUCUUGUCUAGCUCCUGUCGUCGCCUACGCUGCUGUGUUGCUGGGAGCGGUCAGCCGAACAACAUGACUUCAGCUCUGGAGAACUACAUCAACCGAACUGUUGCUGUUAUUACUUCUGAUGGGAGAAUGAUAGUGGGAACACUGAAAGGUUUUGACCAGACCAUUAAUUUGAUAUUGGAUGAAAGCCAUGAACGAGUGUUCAGCUCUUCACAGGGCGUAGAACAAGUGGUACUAGGGUUAUACAUCGUAAGAGGUGACAAUGUUGCAGUCAUUGGAGAAAUUGAUGAAGAAACAGAUUCUGCACUUGAUUUAGGGAAUAUUCGAGCAGAACCUCUGAACUCAGUAGCACACUGAGGAAAAAUUACAUACAUUGGACAUCUGUAAAUCUUUGUACAGAAACUGAUUAUUCUGAUGAUGAUGGUUUGAAUUUUUAUGAAUGUGUAAUUGUACAAUUUUGACUCCAUAUUGAUUCAUUGUAAUAUGAUACGUAAAUUAAAAUAUUUUUACAUUUUCUUGAAUAAACAUUUUUUGUCUAAAUCGUU